ACGGACCUAAGGUGGGGGUUGGAGGUGAAAGGGGCGUAGGUCUGGUGUCCCGGAAGUCCUUCCCGGGUUCCCGGAGCCUCCACGAGCCCCAAUCUCCAUGGUAACAGCAAACUGAAAACACUAGGACUACGGAGCUGCGAGAAAAGCAGAUUGCUUCUCCUAUGCUCACUUGGUAUGUAGAAUUCACAUUCAUUGUAGUAGGCCUACACAAAACAGAAGAGGCCAGUUUUCUAAAUAUAUAUAUUUGGUGAAGCAAAAGUCAUUCUGUUGCAAUACAAGAUAAUAUAAUCAUCUCCAGGUUACUUACUAUGUCUUUGGCCAAUGCAACAAAAACAAAAAUAGAUGACCCUUACCUUCAUGCAGUAUUGGAAGAUGGUGGUAAGCCUGCAGGAUGUAAUGGAAACCUAGGCACUGGUGAUUUUUCCAGGGUCAGUAACAAUAGCACUGGAAGCAUUGAUUAUAGCAAAACUCAAGGUUCAAGCAGAAACUUUAGUUCUCAAUGUGAUUAUUCAGAAGAUUUUAUCUCUGAAAAUUCUGGAACAGCUGGUAAUGGCAGUUGUUUAGAAUUGUUUGAGGCAAAAAUAGUAAAGAAGGAAGAGAAGAAAAAGAAAAAUGUCUCUAAAGUCUCCCAACUUAAAGGAUUCAAGGAAAUUUCACCUGAAAAACUUCAGAACUGGAAUGCAGCUUUAACUUCUCAAAUUAAUAUAAUUACCCAAAGAAGAGAUGCUAUGGCUCAUCGAAUAAUGUCAGCAAGGCUUCAUAAGAUUAAAGAACUGAAAAAUGAAUUAGCUGAUAUCCAUCGUAAACUAGAAGCAACCGUCUUAGAAAACCAACUGCUGAAACGACUUCAGUUCAGACAUUUGAAAGCAAUAGGAAAAUACGAAAAUUCACAAAAUAAUUUACCCCAGCUUAUGGCCAAACAUCAGAGUGAAGUAAAAAAUCUAAGGCAACUUCUUAGGAAAUCUCAGGAGAAAGAAAGAAAUGUGUCCAGGAAACUUAGAGAAACUGACAGUGAGUUGUUAAAAACCAAAGAUUCCUUGCUAACACUGCAGAAACUUUCUGAAGACAAAAAUCUUGCAGAGAGAGAAGAACUAACUCAAAAAUUGUCUUCCCUAACCACAAAAAUGGAGGCCAAUGACAAAAGAAUACAGAGCUUAGAAAGACAACUGAGAUUGAAUAGUAAUGCCUUUAGUCGUCAAUUAGCUGCUGAAAACAGAAAGACUAUAACAGCUAGAACUACUACAAAGAACCUUCAGAUGGAAAUAAAACGUCUUCAACAAAAACUUAAGGAAAAAGAUCGAGAACUUGAUAUAAAAAAUAUAUAUACGAACCGGUUCCUUAAAAAUUUAUAUGACAAAGAUGACCAAACAAAAGUUUAUUUAGCAACGAAAUCUACACAAGCAGACAAGAAAACCCAUCUAUUUCCACAUAUAGUUACUGUGCAUCAGUUGAAGCAAAAUACAGAAGACAUAUCUCUGACAGCUAAGGAUGAAAAAACUACAGUAAUUGAUGUUGAAAAAGAAAAACCAAUUUUUAUCAAUAGUGAAGUAAUCUAUGAUAUCAAUAAAUUACCAAACCAAGAAGAUUCUGAAAAAAUAUAUAAAGAAGGUGAAAUAUGCAUCUGGAAGAUGGAAGCAAUUGGCACAACUCAGAAAAUUCCGGAUAUACAAGAUUUACUAAAGGAAGACAUACGCAGGGAAUUACGAACACCUCUGGAGAGUAAUGGAAAGCAAAGAGAGAAAAAAGAAGACUUAGAAAAGAAGCUUAAUUUAUUGAAAGAACAAGAGACAUUAGCAAAAAUAGAACAUAUAGUUACUCCUUUAAUAGAAAUGAAUCCACAUAAUGCUGGAAAAGAAAGGUUUAAAAUUAGUGCACCGAUGCAUGACACUGAUGAACUGCAUAAUAAAUAUGUCAUUCAAAACAGCAGAAUCCCACUUAGGCAAAGAAAACAUUACUCUUUUACCGAAGCCAUUGAAAACUUGCAUCAAGGACUUCCUACUUCAGGUCCAUGUAAUGUAGGUACCAUCCGCAACAGUCAAGUUGUAAGUAAGCAACAAGGUAAUACAACUGACCUGAAGACAGAAAAUUCACCCAGUGGAUAUGAGCCAUCAUUUGGUAAAUCUUCCAAAACAAAGGCAAAAGAUUUAUCAGGUGAAAAAAAUGGAAACUAUAUUAAUACAACUUUGAGGGAUAGGAAAAAUAAUCUGAUGGAAGAACUCUUUGGCUCAGGCUGUGUUCUAAAAGACAGUCCCUCAAAUGCUGAUCUUAAACCAUCUAAUAAAGAAAAAGAGAGUUUGGGAAAUGAUCGGAUGCAUGAUCCUCAUAAUUGUCAAUCUACAGCCAUUAAUGCUUUUGGAGAUUCUAAGUAUGCCACCAUAAUUUAUAGCAGCUUAUGUCAGAACAGCCGAAGGAAGAAUUCCUCUGUAACAGAAACAGAUGAGGGCAGCUUGAAAAGGAGCAACAAAACCAGGAAAUGAUUCUGCUGCUAAAAGUUGCCUUUGACAAAGAAAAUGUACAGCGAUUGCCAAGUAAUGGCCUUACAAACUUCUUUUUCAGAGAUUUCCCUCAUCUGGCUUAAAUGGACAUCAUAUUUUAUGAAUUUGAAAACACAAAUGAGCAAUAUUCAGCAUUUUUAUUAGUGUCCCUAUGCUUUUACCACACAUUUGUAACCUUCCAUCUGGUCUACUUUCAGUUAUCUUUAUUAUAAAAAGAUUAAAAAUAA
Molecule: messenger RNA, 2722 nt
Organism: Gracilinanus agilis (Agile Gracile Mouse Opossum)
Lineage: Eukaryota; Metazoa; Chordata; Mammalia; Didelphimorphia; Didelphidae
Gene: LCA5L
Product: lebercilin LCA5 like
Exons: 11
Coding region: 309-2477 (722 amino acids)
Biological process (GO): intraciliary transport
Cellular component (GO): axoneme
Source: RefSeq, a predicted model, not a curated record